AUGUACGUGGCAUCUGAGGCACUCGCGUGGUUCGACCACGCCGUGCUGACGGCGGAGCACCUUGAGGAGGGCAACGACGAGCACCGCGUGGUGCGGCAGACCCUGACGGCAGCGACGCGCCGGCGCUUUGAGGCACAGACACUCACCAACUGCUCCCUCAACAGCAGCAGCGUGCAUGCGGCGAUGAACGAGUUUUACCGCAGCGUCGGGCAGCGGCAGAAGGCGGCGGCGAUAACGCCGAUGACAGCAUCACCACCGCACACAAUCGGCUGUCGCGCGGAACACGUCGCGUGCCCGAUCGACCACAACGCCGAGCCCUUUGCGCACACCGCCAGCGCCGGCGGGACAUACGCCGUUGUGACGGAGUGUUUGCCGCAGCACUUGUACUUGUUUGACCAGGCGAACGACAUCGCCAUCAGCCGCCUGAGGCUUGCCAGCAGUGGCGGUGAGGGCGCCGCAGCACCAAUACCACAUGAAGGCAGAGACGCUCCUAUUGACGAAAGUGAUCUUGUCGUUUCACUUGAUCUCGACCCCCGUGGCAACUUCUGUGUUGUGCGGUGGCGCUCCGGCAGAGCGGCGUACUACUACAUACCUUCCUGCCGCCCCUCGCGGCGGCAGAGCGCGGCCGACAUGCUGCACCGCGCCGACGCCCAAAAAAAGGAAGGCAAGGAGUUCGUGGAACGGCGGGAACGGCUGGAUGGCGACAUGACGCCCCGACGAUUCCCCCUAAUCCUCUGUCCAAGUGUCACCGGCACGCGCCAGCCAUUUGCCAUUGAGUGCAUUGCAUGGGACAUGCACAACCGCAGCGAUUUGACGACAGGCGACAUCAUUCUUGGCUCCAGCAGCGGCGGCAUUCUACUCGCAUGCCAGCUGGCGAGCCACGGCGUCGUUGCGGCGCGCAGGCUCUACCAAUUCCCACAACAUUACUGCUGCCACCCUAUUGACAGCGUCGCGUACGCUGUUUCCCUGGACCCAUCUGGUGCCCCGUGUCGCCACGUGGUGCUCGUUGCGCAGAGGAGCCGCAUGUUUGUAUUUGCUUCCCCAUGGGGCCGCGGCAGCGCACUCGAGGCCGCGUUCGAUGCAUGUCGCACUGUAGCGCCGCCCUGCGCUUCACCUCGCACACACACAACCCCGGCAUAUGGGGUGGUGGACGGCACGACUGGAGGAAGUUUGUCCAAUUACAUCUAUUUCGGGGACGACGCAACGGGCACCGCAGCUUCCGGCCCUGCCUCUGCUGCAAUCGGCUGCCACCACAGGGCGCCCUCCAGUCUUGUUACUCACGCAGGCGCGAUGAUGCCGCGUAUUGGUGCUGAGUUUUUAACAUCACGCUUACUUUCUCAAGUGGUAAUUCUGGACCCUCGCGAGUUACUCCCAACAGCCACUUCUACCUUCACUGCAGCGACGAGAGGGAAGGAUGAAGACGACGAUAAAACGGAUAUUGCGCCCACAUUCGGUGCGGACGAACUUCCAGCCGUUUUUUGCUGGCAGUACGGCGACAUCAUCACGCAAGGUGUGGUUUUGCUGACCGAAACAGAGGGCACGGCUUCUGUGGAGGAAUCUCACAAAAUGCGCACCCAUUCUUCUUUACGUAACGGUGCCGGUUUGCACCCUUUAUCGCCUCGACCAAGAGUGCGCUCGCCGUCCGACAAGAAACGUCUUCCGUUCGGUCUGACGCACAACUUGUUGCCAAUCGGUGUGCUCAGCGUAGUGAGCCUCCAGUGUUGCCUGCAGGAGUUGUCGUGCCUGGUGCAGCAGUUCAAAAACAAUGCGCAGCGUCCACCAAUGUUUUGUCUUGUGCCUGUCGCAGCGGAAAAGAAAAUCAGUCCGCAGGUCGCCCCGGGGCGAAAUGCUGGAUCCCCCGAAAUGGGGGCGCAGCCGUUUCUCCCCCAUGAGACGCGUCAAAAAGCUUUGUUUUCAUUAUCAUCAUCCAGUUUCACCCCAAACCCAUCCUUCAUCGGAACUGUUACAUCAUCAAGUAAGAGGGAUUCUCGCCCGAAUGAGAAGGCAGAGGAAGAGAAGAUUGUUUCCUUCGCGAUGGGAUACGGACACUUUGUGGUGACAACGACACGAUCGGUGUACGUCUUUUGUCACCUCGCAGCGCUGCCGCUCCCACAUGAUGCACUGGAGUGGAAAAACAGCCUGAUUUUCUCUCAGAAGCUUGCGCCGCGAAAGGAAGGCGGUGCUGCGGCAGCGUCUGAUAGCGAGAGCCAUGCCACUGUUGUCUGUUCACACGACAUGGGGCGAGCGCAGGUGUUUCAUCUGUUUACCACAUCGUCCAUCGUGGAUCUUCGCCUUCGCCGCCACCGCCACCGCUGCGAGCAAUACGUUGUGCAGUUGCUGGACGCUGUCUGCCCAAUUCGUGGGGCGCUUGCAAGCAGGAACGACUCUGACGGCGGUGAUGGUAACGAUGACGGCAGUGAUGGUGAUGGCGACGAGGCGAUUGGGGAGCAGCAGCGUGCGAAGACUCUAACAGCGGCAUCUGUGACGUUGGCUUCGCCGUCCCACCGCUUCACACUACCGCUGCAGGUGUUUUGGAAGAGUCCUUUGACGUCCGGAUUGACAAGCCCGAGCAUCGGAGGCCCACUGAGCUCUUCGCCUACCAGCUACUUCAGUGGCAAUGGACCCCCGCACUUCCUCUUGUCCUCGCACUUGCAGAAGGGGCCCGCCGCUGACACUGCAGCAUCUGUGGAGGAAACGACCCGAACACAGGGACCAGGGGCGGUGAUUCUUCCACACAUCGGCGUCCUGGGUGGACACGUGGAGGUCGGUCUUCGUCAGACCACGUAUUACGACACGGACAAUCUGUACAACAUGGCACUACGCCUUUCUGCCCUUUCUCCAUCGACGGAGGAGCGGCACGAUUUGCUGCCACGCGUUCGACACGCGUAUGCAACACGGCUGUUCCGUCAGGGUCGCUUUCUUGAGGCUGCAGCACAACACGGACUGGCAUUUGAUGGGCCACCCUACUUCAACACGCUUCUGCUCGAGUUCUCACGCAUUGCGGUAGAUGACAUGGAGCCACUCAUCCUAUUGCUCCUCCUGCGGCUGGGGGGCUAUGAAAAACACAAACGCGGUGUAGGGGCGCAUAGCGUUGAGGUGAGCUGCCUCGCAAGCUGGCUCAUCUCACUGCUUCUCGAACGGUGCAACCAACUCGGGAAGGGAGUGAAAGGAAACAAUGGUUCUCCAGCUCUGGCUACUUUUUCUGCUACUUCUACCUCUGCUGCUGCUGCUGCUGCUGCUGCUGUGCCGUCACUGACCUCGGGGGAGGAUUGUGGUGCAACGCGGCGCUCGGCCGAGAUGGCAGCGUAUCUCCGCCACAAGUACAGACUCAGGGAGCCGCAGCAAUUACUUGACCACAUCCUUCAGCAAUACCGCACAUUCAUCGAGUGGAAGGCCAUUUGUGCCGCUGUCUUCGGCAUUGCAAACAGCGAGCUCACCAUUGACCUGUGCGAGCGGUUUGGCCACAACGAGGAGGUCUUGUCGCGACUCCUCCUGGCACAAGAGCACUCAUUGGAAGGGCUGGUACGUCUCGAGCGACACAGCAGACGCGCCGUUGCCGUUGGCACCGCUGCUACUGCUGCUGUUGUUGCAGGGGCAACAGGAACAGAAGCAGUACUAGCGGCUGAAGGCCAAACUCCUUGUUCACUUUCGUCGCUCAAGGUGUACUGGAUGCGAUACGCAUCGGUGCUUAUGCGCCGCUCUCCGUGCCGUUUUGUGCGGUACGGACUUAUUCCUUUUGCCUCCGAGUUGAGACUGAAUCCUGUUCAGCUCAUUCCUGCGUUGCUCCUGUAUGACCCGAAGCGUAACGAGACAGUCAUCGAGGCGGACAGUGCGACAGAGGUUGUGCUGCAGCGGCACAUAAUUGAAGAUUCCCUGCUGGAGGAAGAGCGGGUCCGCGCCCCAUAUCAUGCAGCGCGACUGUACUUGGAGCAUGCACUGCACGUCGAGGGUUACACGGACGAUUGCCUCCUAAAUUUGCUGCUGUACUUCACAGCACGUGAUGAGGACGACGCUGCUCUCACCCGCUUCUUCAGUGGGAUUUGCAUGGGCGAUGUGGCGUGCCAAAUAGAGUCGUCUUACGCAUACCGUGUGUGCUGGCAGUUCCAGCGGCCGCUUGGGUGUGCGUGGUUGUACUUCCUCACCGGCCGCUACCAGGAGGCGGUGCAGCUCGCCAUGAGUCUGCGCAAUGAGCAGCUCGCUAUGCAGUUCAUCCGCGGUGUCAGAGGCGACAGCGCGGAGGGUGUGCGCCACGCUCUGUGGAAGGAGCUCGCCACUGCGACAGCGAAGGACAGGCAGGGCGGAUCCCGACGCGCACUGCAGUUUGUCGCUGAGAGUGAAGGGGACCUCAACGUGAGUGAUGUGCUGCCGCACCUCUCGGGAGAUGUGAUGCUGCAGGAGUUCCGGGAAGAGCUUCUUUCGAGUGUCGCGAGCUUCGGCAACACGCUGACGGAUCUCCGGCAGACGAUCGAGGCUGGAGCACGGGACGUGGAGGUGCUGCGUCGCGACAUCGAGACGACGCGAUGCCGCCCACUGAUUCUUCCGGCGGCGCAGCGUUGCGCGGGCUGUGGUCAGCCAGCGCUGACACGCCCGUUCGUUGCUUUCAAAGGGUGCCGCCACGUCUUCCACAAGACGUGCUUCGACGCUCGAAGGGCCAACAUGGAAGAGCAGCUGCGCCAAAUUGCGGUGCCUGUCCUUCCACUGCCGAGUGGCAAAGAGAAGGAGUUUGACAUAACGCCGCCGGCCGAGGAGGAAUUGGAGUGCGUGCUGUGUAGCACGAGGUACCUGCGCCUCAUGCUGACGACUCCGCUAUCGAACAGUGUUAUGGGCUGCCUGCCCCGACUGCCAUAA
This is a messenger RNA of Trypanosoma grayi, 4848 nucleotides long. RefSeq names its product vacuolar protein sorting protein 18. Gene Ontology annotation, molecular function: protein-macromolecule adaptor activity. The coding region runs from base 1 to 4848 and encodes 1615 amino acids. Gene Ontology annotation, biological process: organelle fusion; endosome organization; vacuole organization. Gene Ontology annotation, cellular component: HOPS complex; endosome. The transcript has a single exon. The record is from RefSeq and is a predicted model, not a curated record. Lineage: Eukaryota; Euglenozoa; Kinetoplastea; Trypanosomatida; Trypanosomatidae.